Funneliformis geosporum is the source of this 2091-nucleotide messenger RNA. The record is from the annotation of a GenBank genome assembly. NCBI's taxonomy places the organism in Eukaryota, Fungi, Glomeromycota, Glomeromycetes, Glomerales, Glomeraceae.
AUGCAGACCCUUACCGAAAAAAAACCACAUCUCAAUAGGUUACCGCCGACCCCCUUCUGUCAGGCCGUACUUGAAGCCCAACAGAGUUGGCUCACACAACAAAAGUUGGCUACCCUAACAAAGUUGGCUAAACCUCCAAGUCGAGCUCUAGCUGCUAUUACGUUCGUUCCAAAAUAUCUUCGCUCUUGUGAAAUACCAUUGAUUCCUCCUACUCCAGUAUCAAAAGAAAACCAGUCACAUAGUAAUUUUUCGAGUGUUUUCACUUCAUCAUCUUCUAAUUGCAGUACUUUUGUUCGUAGAAGAAGAUCUUUUACGUCUGCUACAUUACCUCAACUUACAGAAGAUCGUACUUUAAAUUUUGAUAAAACUCACGAUUUUCGAUUUGGUAAUAUUGAGAUUGAGUGGUUUGAUAAUAUUGAAGAGAAUAUGAACGAAGAAUCAAAUGAUAAUGCAGUUAAUAAUAAUCACAAUGGAAACAAACAUGAGACAGAGUCAUCUUCAGAGAAUAUCUUAUCUUCAUCUAUAAAGAAAACUAAAUCUAGUAGUGAAAAAACUACUAUUUCUCCAGCUGGUGAAUUUAUUCCAUUAAAUUCUGGAAAAACAAAUCUAAGUUAUGGUAUAUUACAUCUUUAUCGUGAUCCCAAAGAAAUUCCUCCUAAAGAAGAUCACGCAAAUGAUAAUUUGAAUACUCAUAAUGUUAAUUUAAAAAGUUCUGAACACAAAGAAAGCAAUUCAGUUGAGAGUGAAAAGCGUGAUGAUCUUCCUAGUCUUGGGAACAACGCAACAAUAUUGGCUGUUUUAGCUGUUCCAUCAUAUAUGACAGCUUCUGAUUUUUUAAGUUUUGUUGCUCCAGUGAGGAAAUAUGUUAGUCACUUUAGAUUUAUAAGAGAUUCAGCUCCGAACAAGUUUAUAGUGUUAAUGAAGUUUCGUCAUGCACGAGCUGCUAAAGAUUUUUAUAAACAAUUCAAUGCUCGUCCGUUCAGUUCAAUGGAGCCCGAGAUAUGUCAUGUCGUAUAUAUCAAAUCUAUCGAGUUCAAAUCAACUUCCACUCCACCAUAUGCUUUUCCUUUUUUACAUGACCCAUUUUUACCUUUAUCAAGCGAAGUCGAUACAUCAUCUAUGCAAGAUGAUAAAAUCAAGCAAAGCACUUCCCCGUUACAUGAACUUCCAACGUGUCCCGUAUGUCUUGAAAGAAUGGACGCAUCUGUUACAGGAUUACUAACAAUUUUAUGUCAACAUACAUUUCAUUGUAAUUGUUUAAGUAAAUGGGGUGAUAGCAGUCAGAAACGCAAUUAUUAUGAUACUUCGCUGGAGCAAAAUGAAUGUGGCGUUUGUGGAGCUACAGAAAACUUGUGGAUAUGUUUAGUUUGUGGCAAUAUUGGAUGCGGACGAUAUCAAGAAGCUCACGCAUAUUGUCAUUAUAACGAAACCUCACAUUUAUACGCUUUAGAGUUGGAGACUCAAAGAGUGUGGGAUUACGCCGAUGGUAAAUUAGUGGAAUUACCCGGCCCUGAUGCACCAUCUAUGAUACAACAGCAAAGAAAUGAUCAAGCUAAUCAGGACAAACUUGAUGCCAUUGGGUUAGAAUAUAGCUAUCUUUUAUCGACACAACUUUCAUCACAACGAACAUUUUACGAAGAGAAACUUGAUUCCGUAACAUUACAAUUAUCAAAAUUGACGAAUCAAUAUCAUAAGCUAGCAAAUGAAGUUUCUGCUUUGAAACUGGAUAACGAUAAAGUUCAAAGAGAAAAGGAAACAUUGGAAAAAGAUAAGAUUCCAUCAUUGAUAAAAGAGAAGAAAUCUGUCGAAAGGAAAGUUGAGAAAUUUAUUGAAAAGUCCGAGAAACUGGAAAGAGAGCUGAAAGAUGAGAAGGAGAUUACCAAAUCUCUAUUAACAAAACAGCAAUACUUGCAAACGCAACUUGAAGAUAAAGAUGCUAAAAUCAAAGAUUUUGAAGAACAAAUAAGAGAUUUGAUGUUUUUUCUCCAAGCACAGGAAAAAAUAAAAGAAAAUCCUGAUAUAGUUGGUGGUGAUGUAAUUGUUCCAGAAAAUAGUAGUGGAAGUGGUAAAAAGAAAAAAGGCAAAAAGUGA